Molecule: messenger RNA, 1758 nt
Organism: Abrus precatorius (Indian licorice)
Lineage: Eukaryota; Viridiplantae; Streptophyta; Magnoliopsida; Fabales; Fabaceae
Product: U-box domain-containing protein 4-like
Exons: 2
Coding region: 194-1249 (351 amino acids)
Cellular component (GO): nucleus; cytoplasm
Molecular function (GO): protein binding
Source: RefSeq, a predicted model, not a curated record
AAGGUUCAGAUACACAUGUAAAAAUGUUAUCCCACUCUUCCCUUCUCCCAUAUAUUUCGCUUUUCGCAACUCCCUAGCAGCCUCCCCUUCCCUUCGGCUCCUCUACAGAACCCGCCCGAACCCGAACCCGAACCCAAACCCGAACCCAAACCCGAACCCGAACCCGAACCUCCGCGUCGGAACCUAAACCCUGAUGGGAACGGAGAGUUACACGUACAUGGGACGCAGUUUGAGCGAACUCAGCAUCAACGAUGAUUCCUCUUCUUCCGCUUUCAGCGACUGCAACAGUGACAGAUCUGGCGAAUUCGCCACCGCUUCUUCACAAACACGACGACUCCUCAUCGCUUGCGCUUCUGAAAAUUCCGACGAUUUCAUCCGUCAACUCGUCGCCGAUCUCCACUCCUCCUCCGUCGACGAUCAGAAACAAGCCGCUAUGGAAAUUCGAUUACUCGCCAAGAACAAGCCAGAAAAUCGCAUCAAAAUCGCCAAGGCCGGGGCAAUUAAACCCCUAAUCUCACUCAUUUCAUCGCAAGACCUUCAGCUUCAGGAAUAUGGCGUCACCGCGAUUUUGAAUCUCUCCUUAUGCGACGAGAACAAAGAGCUGAUAGCCUCUUCCGGCGCGAUUAAGCCUCUGGUUCGGGCGCUCAACACCGGAACUUCGACGGCGAAGGAAAACGCGGCGUGCUCGUUGCUCCGCCUCUCGCAGGUGGAGGAGAACAAGGCGGCGAUCGGCAGGUACGGCGCAAUUCCGUUGCUGGUGAACCUUCUAGAAAGCGGCGGCAUCCGCGGGAAGAAGGACGCGUCGACGGCUCUGUAUUCGUUGUGUACGGUGAAGGAGAACAAGAUGAGAGCGGUGAAGGCGGGGAUCAUGAAGGUGCUGGUGGAGUUAAUGGCGGAUUUCGACUCGAACAUGGUGGACAAGUCUGCGUACGUGGUGAGCGUGUUGGUGACUGUGCCGGAGGCGCGUGCGGCUCUGGUGGAUGAAGGAGGGGUUCCGGUGCUGGUGGAGAUCGUGGAGGUUGGAACGCAGAGACAAAAGGAAAUCGCGGUGGUUAUUCUGUUACAGAUAUGCGAGGAAAACGUGACGUAUCGCACUAUGGUGGCUCGCGAAGGUGCGAUUCCUCCUUUGGUCGCUUUGUCUCAAUCCGGCACCAAUCGCGCCAAGCAAAAGGCGGAGAAACUAAUUGAGCUUCUGCGGCAACCAAGAUCCGGCAACGGCGCUGGUCGGUCGUCAGAAGUGGUGGCAUGAACGAGAGCAAUUAUUUAUCAUUUGGUGCCCCACACCACCGUGCGCGUGAGUGUAACAACCCCACGUUUCAAACAGUGAAUUUGGUUAAAGACAACGUGCGUCCUCCAAGAGAGACACAGAGAGCUCAACUUUGUAAAUAUCUUCGUAACGGAGAAGCUUUGUAAAGUUUGUGGUACAAAUGAUAAGAGUUUGAGUUUGGUUUGCUUUUUGGGCUUUGCAAAAUAACGCACUCCUACUCAAUACCCCGGGUUUUCUUUUCGUUUCUUUUUAAUUUUAUCUUACUGAACUGUGAAUGUGGGGAGUGAUGAUAUUAUCUCUUUUGGGCCCUUCUGCUAUUGAUGAUAUUAUUGCCAUUAUAAAUGUGGUACGAGUUUACUUGGUUUUAAAAUUAGAAGAUUAGCAGGACAAGAAAACAUAGUUCUGAAAAAAGUAGUGCUUCUAGGCUUCUAGAGAAAAGGAACCGAGUCUUUUGUUUAUUUUCUUAUACUUGGAGUAGGUGAGAUGAGAGG